Messenger RNA from Manis javanica (Malayan pangolin), 553 nucleotides. Its product is annotated as major allergen I polypeptide chain 2-like. NCBI's taxonomy places the organism in Eukaryota, Metazoa, Chordata, Mammalia, Pholidota, Manidae. The record is from RefSeq and is a predicted model, not a curated record.
GAGCCACGUGUGCCAGGUCCCUGCCCACAAGGCUUUGGAGCUCCUGAGAGGGUCUGAACUGGGCUCAGGGAGCUGGUAGCUUAUAUAAAGCAGCAGAAACUUGCCUGAGCAGAGCGACCAGCAGUUGGCACCAUGAAGAGGACACUUCUUGUGCUGGCCUUGCUGGUGACGGGAGAGCUGAGCAUCUGGAAGGCGGAAGCGUGCCCUAUUUUUUAUGGAAUCUUUGGUGCGAUGGCCCUUGGAAGCCCCAUGUUACUGGAUCUCUCUCUUUUUCUGGCCAAGGCUACUGAACCCGAAAAAGCAGCCUUAAGAAAAAUUCAGGAUUGCUACAACGAGGCAGGAUUCGUAUCAAAAGUUCUGGAUGCCAUUGUCCUGGGUACCAUUGCUACCAGCAAAGAAUGCAUUGCCAACACAUUGGAAAUGAUGAAGAAGGACGUUCAUGAAGCCUUGUCCAUUCUGAACCCUGUGGAAACAUGAAUCUUUGCCACUGAUGCCUGACCCUCGGUCUACCUCCCUGCUCUGUCUCCUUAUCAUCUGAAGCUGGAAUCCAGAC